Molecule: messenger RNA, 5862 nt
Organism: Mugil cephalus (flathead mullet)
Lineage: Eukaryota; Metazoa; Chordata; Actinopteri; Mugiliformes; Mugilidae
Gene: map4k2
Product: mitogen-activated protein kinase kinase kinase kinase 2
Exons: 32
Coding region: 281-2914 (877 amino acids)
Biological process (GO): protein phosphorylation
Molecular function (GO): ATP binding; MAP kinase kinase kinase kinase activity
Source: RefSeq, a predicted model, not a curated record
CUCAAGUCAGGACGAGUGCGCGCAGGGGGAGACACUAAGCGCGUUGACAGUCCCGUCUGCGGAGCGUCCUGCUGCGCGUGUCAGCCCCGCGUCCGAUCGACCCCCACCGGCAAAUUAUUCAUCCGGUUAUUUCCCACUAACCGGUCCGAGGCAACGACAACUCCAACAGCUGGGGAUGCGUGAGUAGAAAAGCCCGCCAGGCUCAAUCUUACCUACCCACCCACCCAGGACCAGACACCCACCCACCCAGGACCAGGAGCCGGAGGUGUCUCCUCCAAACAUGGACAGGAUCGGGGUGUCAUUCCUCAACCCUCUCGAUGAUUACGAGCUGAUCCAUCGGAUUGGGUGCGGCACCUAUGGAGAUGUUUUCAAGGCUCGUAACAUCAGUACGUCCGAACUGGCAGCCAUCAAGAUCGUCAAGCUCGACCCUGGUGACGACAUCACGUCCAUCCAGCAGGAGAUCACAAUGAUGAAGGAGUGCAAGCACAAAAACAUCGUGGCCUACUUCGGCAGCUACCACAGGAACACAAAGCUCUGGAUCUGCAUGGAGUUCUGUGGCGGAGGGUCACUUCAGGAUAUUUACCACGUGACGGGCCCGUUAAAGGAGAAACAGAUAGCGUUCGUGUGCAGAGAGACCCUCCAGGGCUUGUAUCAUUUGCACGAAACUGGUAAAAUGCACAGAGACAUUAAGGGAGCUAACAUCCUACUGACGGAGCGAGGAGACGUGAAACUGGCUGAUUUUGGAGUUGCAGCAGAGAUCAGCGCCUCUGUGGCUAAAAGGAAAUCUUUUAUCGGGACUCCCUACUGGAUGGCUCCAGAGGUGGCCGCAGUGGAAAAGAAGGGCGGCUACAAUCACCUGUGUGAUAUCUGGGCCGUCGGCAUCACUGCCAUCGAGCUGGCCGAGCUCCAGCCGCCCAUGUUUGACCUCCACCCGAUGAGAGCACUGAUGCUGAUGUCCAAGAGCAACUUCCAGCCCCCAAAACUAAAAGAUAAAGCCAAGUGGUCUGCAGGUUUCCAUAGCUUCGUGAAGAUGGCGCUCAUUAAAAGCCCUCGUAAAAGGCCGUCGGCUGAGACGCUGCUGCAGCAUCCGUUUGUGACCCAGCUGCUGACUCGUAACCUGGUAAUCGAGCUGCUGGACAUGGCCAACAACCCCGAGCUCAAUGCUUCUCACACGCACAGCAUGGACGACAACGAGCUGGAGGUGGGGGAGCUGGCACCUGACAAGAUUCAGUCAGCGGGGAAACGCCUGCCUGUGGAGAGGACGCUGUCUGAAGAACAAUUCGACCAAGUGAAGUUUGGGCCCCCGCGGAGGAAAGUCACCGAGCCGUAUCCUGAUUUGCAGGGGUCUUACGACGACGACUGGAGUCUGUCCGGGGAAGAAGAGACCUCACCGAGCCUGUUGGAAUGUGUGGAGCAAGCUCUGCAGCUGAGGAGUCUAACCAUCAAGAGGGCGCCAUCUGCUGACGGAGGUAGGAAGAGUGGUUUGUUCUGUCCAUCUACAGCCUCCCUGCCAGCCUUCAGCCUUUUAACCCUCAAUACAGACAACAGAAACCCGGCGAUGAGGCCGAGCUGCACCCUCGGCCCCGAUGCCAACGCCGCCUCCACGGCCGACUCCAGCACCGGCACUCCAGUCUUGGCCAGGUGCUCGGCUACGCAGGACAUCCGACAGCGCUGCAGCGAUCCGUCUCUGCCUGUGGGGGACGCCGUGACGCCGCCAGAGAAGAAGAAGAUUCCCCCCGUGUCCUCUCCGAAAAGAGAGACGCCUCUGUCCCCUGAGUGGAGCACGCUGAGGAAAAAGACAGAGGACUCUAGGGCUGAUUGUCAUGGACUUCCUCCUACCCCUCAAGUCCAUAUGGGAGCCUGUUUCUCUAAAGUGUUCAACGGUUGUCCUCUUAAAAUCCACUGUGCCGUGACGUGGAUUUUACCCAAGACAAGAGAUCAGUACAUGAUUCUUGGGGCUGAAGAAGGCAUCUACACACUGAACCUUAACGAACUUCAUGAAGAUACACUAGAGAAGCUCCUCCCUCAGAGAUGUACAUGGCUGUACGUUAUGAACAACGUGCUGAUGUCCGUGUCAGGGAAGUCGUCACAGCUCUACUCCCACAGUCUGACGGCUCUGUUUGAACAGAAAGGACAUCUACAGAAGAGACACAGCAGCCUGUCGCUCAGCACCAACCGCUUCACCGACAGGAUCAACCCCAGAAAGUUUGCCAUAUCCGUGAAGAUUCCCGACACUAAAGGCUGCAGGAGAUGUAGCGUAGCCAGAAACCCCUACACAGACAGUACGUUUCUAUGCGGCGCCGUUCCCUCCGGCCUCGUCCUGCUGUUGUGGUACGAGCCUCUGCAGAAGUUCAUGCAUCUGAAGCACAUCCCCAUCAAGCUUCCAGACUCUCUGCCCAUAUUCGAGCUGCUGGUGCUGGUGACCGAUGAGUUCCCCCAGCUGUGCAUUGGCGUCAGAGACUGCAGUAAUGGGAAACCUCCGAGCAGCCAGCAGCUGACGUUUGACAUAAUCGAGCUGAACGGCUCGGCCAUUUCGGUACCAGGUAAUGGAGCGCUCAGAGCCGUACAGGUGACCCAGAUGGACCGAGACACUGUUCUGAUUGCAGUGGAAAAAACUGUGAAGAUCGUGAACCUGCGAGGUGUUCCCUCCAAAGAGCUGGCUGCAGAGAUGGUCUUCGACUUCCCCGUUGAAACACUAGUCUGCUUACAGGACAGUGUGCUGGUUUUCUGGAAGCACGGCCUCAGAGGGAGGAGCUUCCACUCAGAUGAGGUAACACAGGAGAUUACGGACGAGAGUCGGGUCUUCAGAGUCUUGGGAACAAACAGAGACAUCAUCCUUCAGAGCACACCAACCAGUGACCCCUCAGCACUGAGCAACCUGUAUAUCCUGACUGGACAUGAAAGCAGCUACUGACGUAACGAGUAAUUAGUUUUUUUCCUACUCAUGGGACGCUCAAAAAACCAGAGACUCUUCUCUGAAUAACCCUGCGGUAGAAGUGAUGCCUGUCCACCGAGGCUGUAGCAGACACCAGCAUCCGCCGCCACUGCAGAGAUCGACAAACGUCAUCCUAACGCAAACUGUGUUUUGUUGCAUGUGCAGGAGCGACUUUUAAAUGAGUAAAGCCAAGAUUCUCAUUCAUGCCUCAUCUCACCAGCUCAAAUCACCGCGUGGCCGGAGCAGAGGAGACGCUCUCGUCCCUGCUAAUGGAGACGCCACAUCUCUGCUGCUGUUAGCGCGAACCAUAGACUGGAUAUAAAUAUGGACGACGUGUCACCGCUUCCUCCCAUUGGCCAAACUGAAUUUUCCCGGCGAUACGGGCGGCGCCAUCUUGUGAGUUUGGAGUCUGAUCAGUACGGUUCGAGGGGCGGAGCCACGAAAGUGAUGCCCCGCCCACACCUCCUCAAAACUCACUCAUGUUUUCAUUUGAUUAGUAUUAUUCUCUGCUCUACCUCCACCAGUGACAAGGAAACAUUAAAUUUACUAUAUUUGUUUAGAAUUUUUUUUUUUUUUUACAACCCUUUACAGAGCAGUUGGCAUGGCAACUGGUGGUCGCCAUUAUGUCACAUCCUGUUUCUAUAGUGUCAAAUAACUAAUUAUAUUAACUACUUAAAAUGACAGAAACCACCCUUGCAAAAAAAAUAUUUGAGUAUUUUAGUCCCACCCACUAGCUACACUGCAGCCUCCAGCCAGCAGGGGGAGCUCUAAUUGCUUGGGCAUCACUUGGAGGAGCUGUUCCAUUGUCCAUCUUUAUAUACAGUCUAUGGUGUGAACCAAAAAGAUGGACAUCACUCACAAUUUUCUUCAACUGAUGCAUAUUCUGGCUUCCUCAGAACAUUUUGUCAACCGAGAAGGACGAUCCAGCUGAGUGGGAGCGAUUGAGUAAACAAAGGCCAUAUUUGUGCAUAUUUGGGUGCCGCUAGCGUCCAGAGUCGAGUGUUAUUUGGUUGUCCUGGAGCUGGAGGCAUCUGUACUUUGGCUGCGACCUCUUUUGUCGGGGGGGUUAAUUUAUCCACUAGUACUGUGUUGGAGUUACUGAAAUCACUCAGAAAUGCAGUUCACAUACAAACCUGGGACUAAACUGUGGAAUAUAUUCAACUGGUUUUAAUGGUAUAUGAGUUCUUCUUAGUAGUUUGUGAGUGGAGACGUCGCAGCUUUGAGGGUCUUAAAGUGGCAACUUUGAGGAUUUCCUUUAGUUUGGUCGCUGUCAUAGAGAUGAGUUCUGGUAGAUGAAAUGGUUGGAUGAGAACUGAGCAUUUCCUACUGCUGCAAAACACCAGCCGACCAUUAAUACGAAGCAACCGAAGCAAAUGCAACGUGUUUUGUGGUCAGUUUGAAGUGUUGUAUUCAGCAAAGCGUAAAGAAGGAGCAGCCAGUGAGCUAUUAGAUAAGGAGCUGCACACCGGCCUCCCUGGUUGUUCACAGAAUGAUGGAAAAUGAAGAUUAUUGCCUCUUUUAUGAUGGCGCUGAAGCUUCAAAACACGAUAUUACAGAAAAUACAACAAUGUUUGGGAAAACACAACAACAUUACAGAAAACAAAACAUUUCACAAAAACACAAUAUUUCAGAAAACACAACAACAUUACAGAAAACACAACAUUUCAUGAAAACACAACAUUUCAUGAAAACACAACAUUACAGAAAACAUGACAAUACAGAAAGCACAAGGAUAUUUCAUAAAAACACAAUGUUUCAUAAAACACAACAACAUUUCAUGGAAACACAACAUUUCAUGGAAACACAACAUUUCAGAAAACACAACAUUUCUGUAAUGUUGGGUUUUCUGAAAUGUCGUUUUCUGAAAUGUUGUUUUUUCUGUCAUGUCGUUGUGUUUUCUGAAAUGUCGUUGUGUCCUAUUUAGUUCAUUACAGCGAUUCCCAACCUGUGGGGCUCGGCCUCCUCAAAAGUAUUGCAAGUGGGUCACCAAAUCAUUGAUAUUUGAUAUUUGGGUUUUAGUUGUGUUCUGCAACAUUGUUUGUCAAACAGCAACACUGUGACAUCCUAAUUAUGAUCCACUGCAGUUUUUUUAGUGUAAAACUGAAAUGCUCAAAAUUGCCACUUUAAGUUAAAUUGUCCUCAUCUCAUUAAUCCCAUAUAGUGCAAAUGGAGCAUUUUUUUUGUUUGUUUUGUUUUUGUUUUUUUUUGGAUUUAAAUUUGGAACAGAGCAAAAAUGAUACUCAGCCCUCGUGUUGUAUACAAUCACCACACUGGAACGUAAAGUCAGCGGUAAAAACAUUAAAGGAGCAGGUCACUGAAGCUUUUAAACUCCAUCUUUAAUAAAACUGUGGAAUAUUAAUAUAAUGUGGACGGGAACACUGGGUUUAUAGGAAGACAAAUCAAAGAAACCUUCGGAUAAUUGAUUAUUUCUUCUUAUCCAGGAUUGUUCCAUUCACAAAACCACAUUUAAAUGGAUUUAGAUUGUGAAUGUGUUAGUUACACCCGUGUGUUAUAAAAGCUUCAGACCGUUAACACCGUUCCCUCGUCCGUCCCAAUAAUUAAUAAUUUAUCUCACACAUGGGCGUUAGAAAUAGAAACCGGAUGCAAUUAAAUGUACUGUUGUUGUUUCUUUUGUUUUUGUUUUCUUGUCGGACUAAAAUAUAAAAGCCACUACAUUGGGAGUAUUGUGUGUGUAAUUAUAUUUAUAUUAUUUAUGGAAUGGAAUUGUAUAAAUAACACACGUUUUCCCCCUGAGAGAUACUUGAAAGACAUAGUAUAGAGUAUGGAUGUGAUUUUUUUUUUUUUAGAUUUUAUUUUAUUUUUUAAAAAGAAGAUGUUUUAUUGUUGCGUGCAAACCUGAUGUAUAUAACACGACAGUAUGGUGAGGUUGUAAUAUGAACAAAUAAAGACCUGAGUAUCCUUUUGAG